Momordica charantia (bitter melon) is the source of this 1479-nucleotide messenger RNA. Its product is annotated as ENHANCED DISEASE RESISTANCE-like protein (DUF1336). The record is from RefSeq and is a predicted model, not a curated record. NCBI's taxonomy places the organism in Eukaryota, Viridiplantae, Streptophyta, Magnoliopsida, Cucurbitales, Cucurbitaceae.
UUAACAAUACUUGACGCUUGAGAGCUCUAUCUUCAGCAGAGCUCUCUUCAACGGCCGCCAUCAGUUCUUCAGAUGCUCUCUUCUUCUUUAUUGCGCUCCGACCAACGCCCACCUAAAGCAUGAAUCUCCCCAACGCUCUGAAAGCGAGGAGAAACCUCACUUCGCUGUUUCGUAUCAUGCUACUGUUCCGCGAUCUCCGUGCAUUUUGAUGAAAACAACGUGAGAAGAUUGUUGCUGUGUUAUGAUGCAAGGUUGAAUUCGAAAUCUCUUUCCAGGAUUACGAGGUUCUUUCUGCUUCUUUUUCUACCUAUUUAUCUCGCUAUUUAGGGUUUUCGGAGCGCGCCAUUGCUGGAAACUCUGCUCUGCGUCUCGUGAUUGAGCGCGUAGGAUGACUAAUGGCAAAUAUUAGUAAAGAUGAGCUUGAAUGGAUAGAAAGAGUGAGAUCAGAAGGAAAUGUUCCAACUCUUGGUGCAGAUGAUGACUAUUCCUAUGGUUGGGCUUCCCCACCUGGAGACAAGUUCCUGGUGAGAGGUCCAGAUUACUUUUCAACCAAGGCAAAAGUUCCUGCUGGCGAAUCUCUUCUAAAGCCGCUCGGUUUCGACUGGAUAAGAAGCUCUGCAAAGAUUGGAGAGAUCUUGAACCAUCCAGACAACCGUAUCGGGAAGGCGAUCAAGGACUCUUUUCCAACAGGUCCUAGGCCUUUUAUCUGGGCAUUUAAUAUACAACUUCCCUGCAAAGAGAACUACAAUCUUGUGGCUUAUUUCGCAGCCACAGAGCCCGUAGCCAAAGGCUCUUUAAUCGACCAAUUCCUCAAAGGUGAUGACCACUUCAGAAACUCAAGGCUGAAACUGAUUGCUGACAUUGUAAAAGGCCCCUGGAUUGUCAAAAAGGCUGUUGGGGAGCAAGCCAUAUGCAUCGUCGGGCGCGUUCUUUCGUGUAAAUACGUCAUAGGAGACAACUUCUUCGAAGUCGACAUCGACGUGGGAACAAAUAUCAUGGCGAAGGCCGUGUUUCAUCUGGCAUUUGGUUACUUCACAGCCCUGACAGUUGAUAUAGCUUUCCUCAUUGAAAGCAAAACAAAGUCUGAGCUUCCUGAAAAAAUUCUGGGCUGUUUUAGAUUCUCUGAUCUGAACCCUGCUUCUGCCAUGGCAAUGGAGGCAUCUAAUUCCUUGGACAGGUCUGCUACCAGUUUGCAGCAAGCUUCUGGGGCUACAUGGCUGUGGAAAUCAAUUGGGAAAGGUAUUUCUAGCAUUCCUCAUUCUGGUACUCAAGAAAGUGAUUCAAUGUUAGAAUAAUCAUAGUAAUGAAAAUUUGAUUGGGAAAUAGAAAAAAGAAGGUUAAAUUUGAGGCUAAAUGUAUAAUUUAUGUGUUAAUGUUCGAGACGAAAGUCUUUCCAAUAUUCGUGAGAUGAGAAGAUUUCCCCAUAACCUAUGUGACAUUCAUAAUUAUUAAUUCAUGUUUUAUUAGGAUGUGAAUCAA